Molecule: messenger RNA, 4511 nt
Organism: Brachypodium distachyon (stiff brome)
Lineage: Eukaryota; Viridiplantae; Streptophyta; Magnoliopsida; Poales; Poaceae
Product: protein FLOURY 1-like
Exons: 3
Coding region: 66-1085 (339 amino acids)
Source: RefSeq, a predicted model, not a curated record
ACUUAUCCAGAAAAUCUCCUUUACUCGAGCAGAAGUGCAGAACCCUACUGCCGCGGUGCCGCCGGAUGCCAAGCUUCGGCUUCACCAGACUCUUCGUCUUCCCCCAAUCCCCACGCCCCUCCCUAGAACCCCCGGGAUCUCCAAGAUCUCCUUGGGAUCCAAGCAAUUCGAUCGGAACAGCACCCGCAGCCGCCCUUAAAGCUUGCCUAUUUCCACCGAAAUUUCAUCCGAAUUGGAGCGAACCUGGCCCCAGUCUCUUCGUCAUGGGUGGCUGGAACCGCAUCUCCAGUGCCGGUUUCCUGAAGCCGCUCUCCGGCGUCUCUUUCGCCUUUAUGCCCGGCGUCGGUGCGGUUUACUUCAUCGUCGGCUCCGCGCUCGGAUUCUUCGCGAUGCUACACGCCUCCGAGUCCGAGGUCGGCGGCGAGUGGGCCUCCGCCGCGCACUGGGUCUCCCUUUCUCGCUCCGUGAGCGCCCAUCAACUGUUUCUUGCCAUGACCCUUCUGUUCUUGGCAAUCGCUGUUUGGCGCCUCGGCAAGCGCUGCGAUGCCGUGGAGAAGAUCGUCGGAAGCUCGGGCGCCACGGUGAAAGCAUUGCGCGUCAGAGGCGUCGUCUGCACCGUGUGCGGGACGAAGACACGGGGUAUGCAAAAUGGCAGCCUGGGCCCCACCGCGGAGGGCGCCCGCUCUAGCGGCUGCUCCGAUAAGCUGGUUGCGAGGUCGCUGGCUUCGGAACUAGAGCAGGAGGCCGACACGGAGGACGAGGGCAAUGCUAGCGAGGUGAAGGGCGCGGAAGAGGGCACCAUGGAGUGGCUGAGGCGGCGGCUUGCAUGGGAGAGGAGGCUGAAGGAGGCAGCGCUAGAGGAGCUGGAGAAGGAGAGGCGUGCGUCGGCUUCUGCAGCCGAUGAGGCGAUGGCCAAGAUUGCGUGCCUGCGGAAUGAGAAGGCGCUGGUGGAGCGUGAGGCGCGUCAGUUCAGGGAGAUGGCUCAGCAGAAGCAGCUGUAUGACCGGCAGGUGAUAGAGUCUCUUCAGUGGAUGAUCAAUAAGUUUGGCAUGCAAUGUGGGGAGCAAGAGUUGACAUUUGAUUGAGCCCUGUCAGAGACAAGCGAGGAUGACCGAGACAAGCGGUUGUAGAUCCUGCUUCCCUGGUAGCUGAAUGGAACAGUAACGUCAGCCUGAAGCUGGGAAUGUUCUUGGCCGUUCAGGUUCCUCAUUUUAUGAUCGGCGGUCAGCAGCCAUAUAGGGCCUCCCAGUGCUCAAAUUUUGAUAGCUGGUGCUGUUGUGAACUUGUGAUAAUCCUUAAGCAGGCAAAAUCUGCAGAAGAGAUAUGUAAUAGCCACCUGUAUAUAUACUAUCCUUUGCAAACUCUUAAGAUGUGAUUAACAAUGCUGAUGGCAUUGGUAGCAAUAUAUGGAGAUGAUCUGGCUGAAUUUGGAAACAAAGGUGGCUCAACUAUUCCCAAGUUUCUUGUUCUGGCCAUCAGUGCUGUUGAAUUGCUUUGGGAUGGUGAAUUUUAGUUUUGGUAGUUUGCAUAUUUUUUCUUUAAAUGUCUGCCUUCUUUGAUAUUGAUAUGGUUACUUCCACGGUCGGACAGGCCUGCCCAAGCAAAAAUAAAUGAACCUCUUUUACAGGCAUGGUUAAAUGGAUGUGUCAUGACACCAUUUGGGCAGAGCGAGCGACUGGGGCAGGUUGUGGUACCGUAUAACAGUGGGUUUACUGGAUAUUUAAUUCUUCUUUGUCAUAUCUCUGGUCCAGAUAUUAUAUCGCAUAAAGGAGAUACCUGUGCUUCUCAAGAAGUCUCUCUUUGGAUUCUAUAAUACCUCCAAUGAUAAGUUAGAGUUAGAAGUGCUAUCAAUCUUUUCUUGAGGACCUCAAUAUGUGCAUGAUAUGCCUUAACCAGACCAAAGGUACCUUUUUUUGCUUGUUUCCUUUUGUUGAGGGUGUUUUCUGAAGUAUUGUGCCGCCAGCCAUAUGGCUUGUUUUCUUCCUUCGUAUUUGUAAUUUGUACGCGUUUGUAACCUAUGUUUGUACUGUUUUCCGACUCGUAUAAAUACAAGUAGUGUAUGCCUACCGGCGUACACAUUAAAAAAAAUACUGCCUAGUCACACCGAAAGAUUAUUUGCUAUUUAUAAGGAAUCAUCUUGAGUCUCGUUUGGAAGAACACAACUUAGUCUAUGCCACAUUCUUGUUUAACUGUGCCAUAGUGGUAGCCUACACCUGGCUGAACUUUCAUGGUACAUUGUAGAUAUUAACAACCAUUUGUCCCAAUGUACUGAACUGUUUGCCAUCUGCUGUCUCCAAAUUUCUGUUUGAGGCGUCAGGCGGGAUGACUGCGACGGACAUGGUGGAGGAAAUGUUGAGCAUAGAAAUGGUGUACAACGAUGCUUGAUUUUUUCCAUAAUGCCAAAUGGCCAUCAGCAAAUCUGGCCUUUUUGGCAGGUGCAAUAAAAUGGAGUGCGGCAACUGUGGUUAGUCGCUCUGGCACUCUGCUUCCGAUGUGGCAAGGCCAUCAGUGACUAUGCACAUUUCAGGUAGGAGUGAAACAAUUUGUAGACCACUAGUUUGUCUAGGUUCAGCAUAACACUAUCCUUUCAGUUAGGCCAUUCAUCUAUGUUAUUUUCUUUCUUGGAAACAAGGGAAGCAUCCUGGAUCUAUCAUUGUGCAUGUAUGAUUAGCCACUUCUAAAGACGGAUGGUUUCCUAAUUUCUCCGAUUUUUCAGCCUGGCACCGCAUUUACCGUGGCGCCACGUAAUGCUCUCGCAAUUAAUGUUCUCAUAUCCCUGUAUGUGCACCACUUGGGGAAGAGAUAUUUUUCUGCUCGCCUUCCCUCUCUUUCACAAUCUCCUGAUUUUCUGUCCACCACCUGUUCCCUCUCUCUCCCCACCUCUCGAUUCCCUCCAAAUGCCGCUCCACUGGACUGAUCUUUGAGCGUUUCUAGCAGCUUAGCUCCAGUAUAUACCGUCGACCACUUGUUUGCUGAAAUGGUUUUAUAGGAAUGGGACUCCUUUGGUCGAUCAUGCACUUACACCAAGAUUUGUCAUGUUGGAUACUGCAGGUAGAUAUUGAUUUUCUUACUGUAGACAUAAGGAUUUUGGAUAGUGAUCUUAUAUACGACUCUGGGCAGAGCUUCAUCCUGCUGUGGAAUUGUGACAGAUAGGUAUCGUAUGUCUCAAUCUUCUCUAACAGAUGAGUCAUCUGGGUAUUUAUACUUACUUUCAGAAAUGUAAGCCAGCUUUAUAGUCUUCAGCUCAUUUCAGAUACCGCAGAUCAUGGAUUAAUAGUGUCGUAUUACACUUACGAAUUAUAAUCUAGUUUCGAGGCUGCAGCGCCAGCAUAUUUACUUGCUAUACUAUCUACUAUUGGUUUACUGUAUGCCUUUUAGUUUCUAGUGUUGGUGUUGGUUGUUAAUUCCUUUUCCAGUAAGUUCAAAUUAUGUCAACGUAGAGGUAGACGGAGAAACCCAUUUCAUUUUUUAUUACGGGAAAACUGUAGGGGAGGUCCCAAUAGUAAUAUUUUAUUAGAAGAGGAAAUAAUUACAAGAUAGCUGUACAUAGGGGGGAAAUUUAAAACAGAAGGAAGGGAUGGAGGAAUCCAGCCCGGCAACUACAAUUGGCAAGGUCUGACUUGAGCCUAAAAGAAAGCAAAUAAGUAUCUCUUUUCAAGAGUACUCGCCAAGAACCUAAACUAGGACUGAUUCUAUCAAAGAUUUUGCUAUUGUGCUGCUUCCAGAUGUGCCAAGCUGCCAUGAUAAAAGCCUCUCUGAAGAAAGGUUUGCUGAAGCUAGACUUGACUUAAGUCAAGAGGGCGUUGUGAUCAUGGAGUGAAGUAAAAUCGAUGCCAAUGGAGUUCCAAGACGGUUUGCUGAAAGGCACUGCGGAAAUAAAUGAUCACGGUCUUCUGGACUCUGGAGCCUAGAGACUUCAGAGAACACAAAGUUGAUAGUCACCAGUGAAGAGGUUUUGUCUUUGCAGGCCUUGAGCUUAUUGGAGCAUUUUAUUUCCAGAUCCAGUUCAAAGAGAACUGCGAUUGAAUAUGUUGAAAGGUGGAAGGGGCCUUUUGUCAGGGAGUCGGUCAUGUCAUGAGCGACGAAUACGUGAUGUGACCUACUCGGACGGGUUAGUUGUCUCAGAUGGGGUAUGGACAUACAAAACAGUUCAAUGUUGAGCUGCUCAACAGUGGAUUCCACAUGAGCAGAGUGCUCUCUUCGAAUGGUACUCAGCUUUUAAUUUGUUGGACAUCUAUGUGCAUGAAUCGACGACAUCUUAUUAUGUCCAAAGACAAUUCACAAAAUUUGUUAGAUUGCAAUCAUUUGCUGCAGCUUCCAAAAGUUUUUGCUGUGAAAACUUAAGAGCUAGAUACUUGCUUAGUCGUGCGUGUAUCUUAUUUACAAGUAGAUUCCUAUAGCAGUCUUUGCAUUAGUGUUGUGUAACACAUCCUGUUUCAGGAUUUAUCUUGAAUUCUUGAUGCACACUGUAAUCAAUUAUAGCAUGUGAUAUUUUAUUUCCUUUUUUCUAA